AUGAAUAGUAUAGGUAAAUUUGGGAUUCGUUCAUUUUCAACUAGUGGUAGAAUAUUAUCGAAUGUUGGUAAAAAACCUAUUAAAUUAUAUGAAGGAGUUAAUUAUUCAAUUGAAUCAAUUCCACAUGAAUUUUGUAAAUCAUUUACUAAAGGGAAUCAAACUUAUAAAUUAGAUAGACAAGUUAUUAUUAAUGGACCAUUAGGUAAAUUACGUACUGAAAUACCAGAUUUUAUAAAUAUUAAAAAUGAUGAAUCGAAUAAAAAUUUAAUUGUUAAUGUUAAAAAACCCAAAAAUAAAAUCCAACGUUCAUUAUGGGGUACUUAUAGAUCAUUAUUAAAUAAUAAUAUUAUUGGUAUAACUGAAGGACAUUUAUCAAUUGUUAAAUUUGUUGGAACUGGUUAUAGAGCAAAUUUAGAAAAAAAUGAAGAAACUAAAGAAGAUUUAAUUUCUUUAAAAAUUGGAUUACCUUUUACUCCAAAAUUAAAAAUUCCAAAAGGGUUAAAAGUUUCAACUCCAAGUCCUGCAAGAUUAAUUAUUGAAGGUAUUGAUAAACAACAAGUUAAAUUAUUUGCUUCUGUUAUUAGAGAACAUAAAAAACCUGAACCUUAUAAAGGUAAAGGGAUUUUUGUUGAUGAUGAAACUAUUGUUUUAAAACAAAGAAAAGUUAAAUAA
This is a messenger RNA of Candida tropicalis MYA-3404, 672 nucleotides long. It is a transcript of the gene MRPL6, whose product is annotated as mitochondrial 54S ribosomal protein uL6m. The transcript has a single exon. The coding region runs from base 1 to 672 and encodes 223 amino acids. Gene Ontology annotation, biological process: translation. NCBI's taxonomy places the organism in Eukaryota, Fungi, Ascomycota, Pichiomycetes, Serinales, Debaryomycetaceae. The record is from RefSeq and is a predicted model, not a curated record. Gene Ontology annotation, cellular component: ribosome; mitochondrial large ribosomal subunit. Gene Ontology annotation, molecular function: rRNA binding; structural constituent of ribosome.